This is a messenger RNA of Tarenaya hassleriana, 948 nucleotides long. Its product is annotated as nifU-like protein 3, chloroplastic. Gene Ontology annotation, molecular function: iron-sulfur cluster binding; iron ion binding. Gene Ontology annotation, biological process: iron-sulfur cluster assembly. Lineage: Eukaryota; Viridiplantae; Streptophyta; Magnoliopsida; Brassicales; Cleomaceae. The transcript has 5 exons. Gene Ontology annotation, cellular component: mitochondrion; chloroplast stroma. Bases 7 to 813 code for a protein of 268 amino acids. The record is from RefSeq and is a predicted model, not a curated record.
CACAUAAUGAAGUUAUCCCGACGUCUUCACAUCAUCAACAAAUACAAAGCGUUUUCUCCUUCGAAUCUCUUGUCAUUGCCAAGAACCUCCUCGAAAAUCCUCGAAUCGAUGGGUGCCCUUUCGGGACGAGCUCAGAUUCCGAUGAUGAACCUCUCGUUCUCGUCCGCCGACAAAUCCCCUGUUUUCCUUUCGUCCUUCUUCAAGAUCGCAAGUUCAGAUAGUUAUGGGGUCUCUUCGAAAUGCAGCGCGUUUCUAAGGGGCCAAUUCCGGAUAAAACGGUUCCUCCGGGUUCGGCAAACACGGGCUUCAACAGUACGAGCAGGGAAUGUGAUUUCGCCGAGCUGCGUUCUUCCAUUGACGGAAGAAAACGUGGAGAGAAUACUGGACGAAGUCCGGCCGUCGCUAAUGGCUGACGGAGGAAAUGUCGCUUUACACGAAAUAGACGGACUUGUCGUCGUUCUAAAGCUACAAGGAGCUUGCGGGUCGUGUCCAAGCUCGGCCAUGACCCUUAGAAUGGGGAUAGAGACCCGUCUCCGCGACAAAAUACCCGAAAUCAUGGCCGUCGAGCAGAUUCUAGACACCGAGACAGGGUUAGACCUGAACGAGGAAAAUGUCGAAAAGGUUCUGUCCGAGAUACGACCGUAUCUAGCCGGGACCGGAGGUGGGGAGCUGGAGUUGGUUGGGAUCGAUGGUUACGUGGUGAAGGUUCGGCUCGGCGGUCCAGCCGCCGGAGUGAUGACCGUUCGUGUGGCUUUGACGCAGAAGCUUAGGGAAAAGAUUCCUGCCAUUGGAGCAGUUCAACUUCUAGAUUGAUUCAUAUACACUCUUAUAUCACCACUACAUUCCCUUUUUUUUUCUCAUGCAUACAAAAAAAAAAUUCACAGAUCAUGUACCAAGCUAUAUGUUAUCAUCAUCCACAUAAGUUUGAUUCUUAGUUACUAGUAGUCA